Messenger RNA from Trichoderma aggressivum f. europaeum, 1515 nucleotides. RefSeq lists its product as uncharacterized. Bases 1 to 1515 code for a protein of 504 amino acids. The record is from RefSeq and is a predicted model, not a curated record. The transcript has 3 exons. NCBI's taxonomy places the organism in Eukaryota, Fungi, Ascomycota, Sordariomycetes, Hypocreales, Hypocreaceae.
AUGGACUCAGAUUCCGAAAGUUAUGAUUCUGGAUUUGAAUUAGAUCCAGCAGACAGAGAUGCCAGCUGGGACGACGAUAUAAGCCCCGAAGAGGAAAAAAGGCUGAAACUGAGCAAAAUUCAAGAUCGACAGAAGUGGAUUGUAAGACUACAAUUUAAGCAAAAUGGAGAGGAUGGAGAAGGAAAUGGCUUCUAUGUCAACAUACCACAUCCCACACACCACGUCAUCUUCACUGCUGGCCAUAACCUUGUCGGUGUGAAAAUGGAAGACUUAAAGAUAUAUCAAGCUUCAGAGGACGCGAAGGACACGAAUCCCAAACCUACCGAAUUUUACGUCUCGGCCGUAUAUCAAAAGAAAUUUGCUGAUGAACGGGGAAGCCCGAAGGAAGCAACUCAAGAGCAAGAAGAGGCAGAUUUCGGUAUCAUUUUAGUGAAAAAGAACCGGAAAUAUCCAUAUCGAGGUUUUGGAUUUGCCUUGAAACUUGGCUUUGAUGUACUCGAUCAAGCUCAUUUUGAUUUCAUUGGCUAUAAAGACGCCGACGACGGUACGGGUGUCGACGACAAUGACGACGAUAACGACGAAACCCAAAUCCCAGACCAGAGCAAGAUAGAAAAGCCGCCAUGGGACGCAUUCACAAGUGAGGGAAAAUGCACCGCUUGCCGUCCCAAUCAGCUCGAUUAUGAAAUGGAAACCGAAAAAGGCUUUAGCGGAGCACCUGUAAUCAUGCCUCAUAAAAAUCGCGAUACUGCUAUUGCUAUCCACAACUACGGUCGUUCAGAUAAUAAAAAAAUAAGUAGGGGAACUCGCAUCAACGAAAAGCUUCUCGACGAGGUCUAUGGUUGGCUUCAAAUAGGCCUUUAUGACAAAGCUCUUCAAGCUUCUAGGAAUAUUUCUGGUCCAUUACAAGAGCGUUUAUAUCUUGUCUUCACUCCCGAUAGCAAUCACGCGGUGGUAAGGCUUGGUUAUGACCAAGAGAUUGUGACCAAGUUCGAUAUCCUGCCUGCUUAUGCGCCACCUUCAAACUAUGGCUUUCCAAACGACUUUCGGUAUGUAUUCCGUAUCAAAUCGGAGGUAGGAAACCCACCGGAGAAACGCUGGGUGCUUUGGAACGCCGCCAGGCAGACUGUCAGCUUGACCAGCUCUCUGAGAGAUUUCUGCUUUGUGAGUCUUCUCGAGGAUAAGGUACAGAAAAUAGUGGACCUGGAGAAGAUCUACUAUAUCCACGUCGAGAUGAAAAAUGAUCAAGGAGAGUCAACUGAACUCAAAGAACUUCGGAUGAGAGCCGCUGAUCUUACUGAAUCUGACAUUGUGUUGGACUCUCUAGAGACUCCCGAGGUCUUCUUCGAGCGACAUAAGAGAGGGAAGUUUCUAUUUGGGAAGAUUCCGUGUAUGCCAACUGUUCCGAGUGAACCAGCAAUCCAACGGGAGGAAUUUGACUUUAACUUAUUUCGUUUCUACCCCAGUAAGCUUGAGCGAAAUAGGAGAGAACUUGAAGUUCAUGAUGGAUGGAAUUAA